CAAAAGCAUGCAGAGUACUUGUUUACUGUUUUUGCCAUCUCACAGUUUCAGAUAGAAUUUCGAAGGAUCUUGAUAACAAUGAUUGAAGCCUCCAUCCGCCUCAUGAGUGCUGAUCCAGAUUCUGAGGAAAUCUUCACCCAGAUCUUGGACAAGCUUGAACGUAGACACAGGCCACGCAUUGAUAAAAAUGCACUCCGACAGCUGACAGACAUGGGCUUUCCAGAGGCAGAAGCCACCAAAGCAUUACAUGCCAAGAGAAAUGUUAUGGAGGCAAUGGAAUGGCUUCUAGAACAGGGCAACAGAAGCAGUAGUGCAGCUGUCAGUGAUGAAGUUGAUGCUGCAAGCAACAGGAUGGCCACAGAACAAACAGCAGCACAUGCUGCAGUUUCUUCAGCUUCCACAGAUAUGUCUGGGGAUCCAGCCAAGAGGAUAUUGAACACUUUCUUGCAAUACCAUCGUAAAUGGUUCCAGCCCAACAUGCAGGUCAUGGAAAAAUUAGUAAACAUGGGUUUCAGUAAAGAGCAGGUUACUGAAGCACUCCGUUGCAGUGGAAAUAAGCAGAAUAGGGCAUGUGAAUUGCUGCUGAGCAACCGUUCGACAAUGCCAGAUGACCAAGGAUUGGAACGAGAUUCACCAAUUAUCUCGGCCAUUCUUGCAUCUCCUGUGAUACAGCUGGCAUUACCAAAGCCAAAAACACUUUUAGCUCUGAUGAUGUUGUUUGAAAGCCCUAAUAAUGCUAAUAUGUGGUUAAGUGAUCCAGAUACACAUCCAGUUGUUAGCCAAGUACUGAGGAUUUACCAUGCAGAAAAGCAUUGCCUAAGUCACAAUCGUCCUCUAGCAUCAACAGGGCCAGUUGAUCCACCAGCUGUGUCUCACCCUUUGGGGAUGAUAAGAGUUGGUACUUCUGUGAAUCCACCUCCUCUCCCGCAGUCACAGUUUGCCAGUGUAACAUACACUCAGCCAUUUCCCCUUAGCAUAAGAAGUGCUAGUAGCAAUGGAAUGGCAGGCAUGAGAAGCACUAGUAGUAGUGGGAUGACAGUUGACCAACCGUCACAUUCACUCACCAUGUCACCUGUAGCUAUGCGAAGAUCAUCAGCAGGACCACUGCCUUCUAGUCUGCACAUGAAUGCCUCCCCAAGUCCUCCAUCCAUUAACUUCGCAGCUGUUCGACUAAACCCAGAAGAAUCUAUGUCUCUCUCUGGGUCGCCAGUCAGGGCACGGGGUGGAGCUCGAAGCCUUUCUGACCUGACAGGGAGUCAACCAACUCAAGAAAGACCGUCUUAUGAAACCAGUGCAAGACAUACACAAAAUUGUGUCAGUCCAAUUACAUCUAUAGGUAGUAAUGAUGUAGAAAUGGAAGAUAGGACUGAUUCUCAUGCUAUGGAAACAAAGUGAACAUCAAAAUUCAGUGUAUCUUUCAUUUAGCUUUUUUAACCUCUUUAAUGUAGAUGGCAAAGAUACAUGCUAUGUCCACUGAAAUUUUAGCUUAUUAAUUGUGUUUACAUAUGGAUGGCUCCGCAAGUGCUUAACCCCUUCCCAAUGGGUGACGCCACUUGGCAUGAAAACAAACCGCUUGAAAAGUGGCGUGUGGCUGUAUGCUGCGGCAAGCCAGUGAUUCGGGCUGAUGUACCAAAUUCACACGCUCAAAGUUGGCGCGCUGCCAUUGUUUGCCAGAGUGUAGUUUUUUUGUUUUUUUUCCUUUCCUUUCCUUUCCUUUCCUUUCCUUUCCUUUCCUUUCCUUUCCUUUCCUUUCCUUUCCUUUCCUUCCUUCCUUCCCUUCCCUU
Penaeus indicus is the source of this 1784-nucleotide messenger RNA. It is a transcript of the gene Kpc2, whose product is annotated as ubiquitin-associated domain-containing protein 1-like. The transcript is spliced from 5 exons. Gene Ontology annotation, cellular component: ubiquitin ligase complex. The coding region runs from base 79 to 1395 and encodes 438 amino acids. NCBI's taxonomy places the organism in Eukaryota, Metazoa, Arthropoda, Malacostraca, Decapoda, Penaeidae. The record is from RefSeq and is a predicted model, not a curated record. Gene Ontology annotation, molecular function: protein binding.